AUGGCGGGGUUCACAGAUGCACCAGAGUCGUCUACCAAGCUAUAUCACCCACUCCAGGAUGCGGCAUCAUCGGGUUCUGGUGUUGAUGAGCAUCUAAACUGGGGAAUUCGCCUCCUUUUACUCUUACCAGGCGACCGAGAUUCUACGAUUCAAUGUAGUCUAUCGGUUUCGACGAUAGGAGAUAGUUUGGGGGCUUAUGAAGCCCUAUCUUACGUUUGGGGCGCACCCGCGACUACAGACACCGUUAUCCUUGAUGGACGACCCGUACUUGUUACUCGAAACCUCCAAUGCGCAUUACAGUGCCUCCGUUACAAGACAUCGGCGAGAGUCUUGUGGGUUGACGCGCUUUGUAUUGAUCAAACGAGUACGGAGGAUAAAAGCCUCCAAGUCCCGCGUAUGUGGGCGGUGUUUACCUUUUGUCAGAAGGCUCUAAUAUUUCUGGGCGAUGAAUCAGAUGACAGCGACCGAGCGCUGAAUCUCUUACAGAAGAUCUCGGAACUGCCUCCAAGUGAUCUCGAUGCAGUGGCAAGAAUGGCGGGCGAUCAUAGCCUGGCAUCAUCCUGGAAUGCCCUCUUGAAACUGACACAACGACAAUGGUGGGGUCGCGCAUGGAUAAUUCAGGAAUAUGUUGUUGCAACGAAAGUCCAGUUCCUAUGUGGCGCGUGCAUUUUACAAGGCGAGGAGUUUUCCAAAGCAUUCAGUCUUCUUAGAGACUAUCGAUUCAAGGGCAUAGUUCCACCAGAACAAGCUGACCUAAUCCGACAUGUCGCGCCUACGUCGAUUCAUCACCUUUGGUUCACGCGAGAAGAAUACCAAAAAGGCUUGAAGCAACGCAAGCAGGCUGUAGAUGUACUUUACAAGUUCAGAGCAUCACAGUCGUUAGAUCCACGGGAUAAGAUUUUUAGUGUGUACAAACUCAUAGGCCAGAUACCCGAAUUGGCUCCAAAUUACGGACAGUCUGUCCAGCAUCUUUACCAAGCCGUUGUGAAGACCACCAUUGAAUACUCAGGGACCUUGGAGAUUCUGUCACAUCACAACCAGAAUGUUCGGUCUCGGCUUAUAUUGCCAAGCUGGUGUCCUGAUUGGACGAUA
This is a messenger RNA of Bipolaris victoriae FI3, 1092 nucleotides long. RefSeq lists its product as hypothetical. Lineage: Eukaryota; Fungi; Ascomycota; Dothideomycetes; Pleosporales; Pleosporaceae. The record is from RefSeq and is a predicted model, not a curated record. The transcript has a single exon. The annotation marks the transcript as partial.